CCUCUCCGUGCCUCAGUCCAGCCCUCGAGCCCUGCAGCGAGUCAACGAACAGGACUAGAGAGCAGAAAAGGGAAACUCCACGGUCUCUGCCUGACUCACAGAACGAAAACAAACGUGUACGCGCGCACGUUGUUGAAAUCACCAGACGCAACGAUGUCUGAGGAAAUUAUAGCCAGAAUUUGUCUUCUUCUUCUCAUCAUCCGCUCGACAAUGGCCCAAACGGACUGUUCUCAGCCAUGCGUAUGCCCCACCGACCGCUCUCCCUGCCCGUUCGGCACCAGCCUGGUCCUGGACGGCUGUGGCUGCUGUAAGGUGUGCGCCAGGCAGGCAGGCGAACCCUGCACGGCCCUGGAGCCGUGCGACCACCACAAGGAUCUGUACUGUGACUUCGCGGUGCUGAGUGACACUGAACAUGGCAUCUGCAUGGCACAGGAAGGCCAGACUUGUGACCUGGGAGGGAUUAUCUACCACAGUGGAGAGACCUUCCAGCCCAGCUGCAAGCACCAAUGUGUCUGCAUGAACGGAGAGAUCGGCUGUGUGCCAACUUGUGCAAGCGACGUACGGCUGCCCUCCCUCGACUGCCCAUACCCGCGCCGAAUCCAGAUCCCUGGCCAGUGCUGUGAGGAGUGGGUGUGUGACCACAGUCCUGAGGAAAACCCUUACCAGUCCGCCAUGGCUGGAUCCGACACUCACUCCUUGGUCUCCUCUCCCCCUCUGUCAGUCUUCAGGGAGGUGUCUCCCCAUGGACCGGUGUCGGCCGAGAGCCCCCGGGACAACUGCAUCGUCCAGACAACCGAGUGGGAUGAGUGCUCCGUCACCUGUGGCAUGGGGGUGUCCUCCCGGGUCACCAACGACAAUGAGCGGUGCCAGCUGGAGAGACAGACUCGCAUCUGUCUAGUUCGGCCAUGCCAGCUAGCGCAGGAGGUAGACAUUAAGAGGGGAAAGAGGUGCGUGCGGACCGCCAAAGCUCAGCGGGGCAUGCGCUUCGAGCUCUCCGGCUGCCGCAGCAACAGACUCUACAAGCCCAAGUUCUGCGGCGUGUGCACGGAUGGCCGCUGCUGCAAGCCCCACGCCACCGUCACCUCCGAGGUGGAGUUCCGCUGCCCUGAGGGAGACACGUUCAGGCGGAAGAUGAUGUUCAUCAAGACGUGCUCCUGCCACCACGACUGCCCGCGGGACAACGACAUCUUCCUGGCCUCGCACAUGCGCAGAAUGAUCGGGGACUACGACAAUGACAUGUAAACAACAUGUUAACCACAUGGCUGCCAAGACACAGGCACUGCACAGACACAAGGAAAUGAACACAUGAACACACACACACACACACACUGAUAGAACUCAUAAAACCUUGCAUCACUAAUCCACGGGCAGCUCUUUAAAUCUCUUGAACCCUGUCUCGACCCUAUCUCUCCACAGACAUGUCAGCCUUGUGAGAUUGAUAACAGAUAAUAACAAGUGGUUUCAAGAUAUGAAGAUGUGCAUGAGACUGACUCUCGAGCGUGAGACUGAGUCUUUAGGUUUUUCCUUCUUUUUUUCUUCUGUUUUUAGUUGUAACGCACUGCUCUAAAGUCACCUGGCUCUUUGACUGGCCUUCCUGUAUGUUCAGAGAAACUGCAGGAGGGACUAAAGCACUGAAAAUGCAAUGUUAUAGACACUAAGGUAUAUUUACAUUUACUUUGCUAUAGUGCCAUUGGAACAGGACAUGUUAGUGUACAGAGGAAGCAGUGGCCUAGAUUGAGCACUGAACUGAAGCACUCACUGAAGCAAACUUCACGUGUUGACGCAAAAUGUUGUAACACAACAUAAAAAAAGAAAAACAUUUUUUUUUCACAUGUUAAAGAUUUACGAUACAGACUGUGGAUAUAUUUUAUUAGUAUUAUGUGCCUUGACGUCUGAAUUAUAUUGACUGAAUAUACUGUAUAUAAUUAUAGACACCUGACACAAAACUAAUGUUUAUGAUUCUUUUGACUUUUCGACAUGGCCAUUUUCUAGUGUACCUCUCAAAACCUGGUCACAUAAUUUCUAGAUAACUGCUGACUACUGAUAGAGUUUCAGUACAGUACAAGAGGUCCAAGCGACGUUGGGGUCACUAAAAUAUGCUCUCCCUGACCCUGAAUGCAUUCUCAAAUCAUAGUCAAAUAGACACACCUAACAAUAAGACGAAACACUAGUCCGGAAACGCAAGUAGAGGCUUGGCUGAAGGAUUCCUGUCUAUAAUAUUGUUUAUUUAAAAAAAUUGAAGGAUCUAAGGACAGAAAUUUGGUAUUUGACAAAUACAACCUAUGUAAAUACUGUAAGACUAUGUACAGUUUUGUACUAUAAUUUAUGUAUCUUGAUGUUUCAUUAAUAACACCAUGUUGUAGUUUUCUGUUGUAUUUGAACUGUAUCAUACUUGUUCUUCACUGUAGUCACCUGGCCAAGAUUCAAGGCGGUCCCUGUUUGUUGCACUUUCGUCUACUUUCAAUAAAUAAAUUAUAUUUUUUAUACAUAAACGACAGUU
Molecule: messenger RNA, 2500 nt
Organism: Esox lucius (northern pike)
Lineage: Eukaryota; Metazoa; Chordata; Actinopteri; Esociformes; Esocidae
Gene: ccn2b
Product: cellular communication network factor 2b
Exons: 5
Coding region: 154-1242 (362 amino acids)
Biological process (GO): signal transduction; cell adhesion
Cellular component (GO): extracellular matrix; extracellular region
Molecular function (GO): heparin binding; integrin binding
Source: RefSeq, a predicted model, not a curated record